UUUGAAGCGAGAAGCAGGUCGACUUCACCGUCGGCGUCUGCAUCGAGCCGUCCUCCUUCACCACCUCAGGCAAAUCCUCAAACUCCCCAAACGAAACAUAGAAGUAGUGGGUGGAACCCAGAAUGGGGUGUUGAGGCGAAAUAUGCAGGUUGGCUGUACAACACAGAACACGGUGUGUAGCCUAACUGGCACUGAUCUUGUUCAUGUGUGAGCUUGAAUUUUAUUCGGGGGGACAUUUUGACAUAGCCUGCAUUGUAUUACCCCUAUUCUGUCCUGCAGGAAUGUUUUGCAGAAUAUGUAGGGCCAAUCGCCACCGUGCUUCACGUGGUACUGCAGAGCGCGCAUUCAUUGAGGUGCCUUGCACCAACUACAGGAGAGACGUGCUCGACCGACAUAUGAGCUCCGCAAAUCACGCUGCAAGCGUUGCCAUGACUGCCCAGCCUGGUCGAAGUAUGGUUUUUAUUUUAAUGAUUUCAUGUGACUGAUUUGAUAGCUGCACAAAAUAAAUACAAUAAAAUAAUAACUUCUCCCUUUCUAUAAUUAUUAUUUUAGACCUGUCCAUCAGUGAAGCUUUUCAGCCCAUAAUAAACUUAGAACAUGGGGCCAUUAUUAAUGGCUUUAAAUGUCUUUAUUGGCUGAUCAAGAGAGAAAUGGCACACCAUACAAAUUAUGCUGCACUACAGGAGCUGGCAGAAUUACUUGGCUGUGAAUAUUUUGCCAAGCUAAAGGUAGGACUUAAAAAUAAAUUGUAGGCCUACUGUUUCUGUGUGUUGGCUUGCAGUGUUAAACACAAAAAGUGUUGUAGACUAGGCUAUUGGUCAAAUUCUAAUAGGCCUAUAUUUUUCUAGAUUAAUCAAAGGACAAAUUACACAUCCCACAGAAUUGUGGAUGAGAUGCUCCAAAUACUGGCUGCCGUAGUGGAGGAGCCAGUUUUGGAUGCCAUUAGGUCCUCAAAGGCCAUUGGCAUUGAAAUUGACGAAUCAACAGAUGUGUCUGUUCAAAAACAGCUUGACAUACACAUCAGGUACACAGACAAAGAAGAACAGCUGUUCUGUCAAUUUCUAGAUCUUGUACCCAUUCCAGAUGGCACAGCCUCAACAAUUGCAGAGGCUGUAAAAGGGGUAAUGAUAAAAAAAAAAAAGUACCUCAGGACCGCAUCUAUGGCCUUGGCACAGAUGGGGCAGCAGUGAUGACAGGAAAACGCAAUGGGACUGCAAAGUUACUGUCAGACAUCUGGCCAGGACUGGUAUCAGUGCACUGUGCAGCUCACCGUCUGGCACUAGUGUGCAAAGAUGCAGCAGAAGAGGUCCCUUACAUGACCAUAUUCCGGAAGCACCUGCAGGACUUGCACCUGUAUUUUCGGAAUAGUGCAAACCACACCAGCGCUCUUAAGAGAGCUGCAGCUGUCCUCAAUGUAGCGGACUUGAAAGUCACAGAGGUUAAGGACACUAGGUGGUUGUCCCAGGAGAAGGCCAUUGCAAACCUUCAAAGAAAUUUGCCUGCUGUUCUUGCCACUUUGGCAGAGGAGGCAGACAUCCGAAAGGACCCAGUGGCUCGGGGGUUAUACACUUACUGUGCAACCUACCGAUUUGUUGCAGCAGUUCUUAUGCAAGCUGAUAUCCUGCCUCACCUGACCCAGUUGUCAAAGUUGUUUCAAAAGGAGAAUGUAAACUUUCUGGCUAUUAGUCAGCAUGUUCCUGUCACCAUUGAGACUCUGCGACAAAUAAAAGUAGCAGGAGAGCAGCAGGCACCUGGGUCCUUUCUUGCUCAGGUGACGGAGAGAGUGAACCUCCUCAACAUAGAUGCAGAAGAAGAGAGGAUGGCGAGACGAAAGGAACCUACCUCCACCACCUUCUGGGGCCGUUUCCAGACUCAGGUCAUGGAGCCUUACAUAGAUGGUCUCAUCAAACAUUUGGAGCUGAGGUUCCAGCAACUUGGCACACUUGGUGCAUUCAGCAUUUUUGGGGGAAGGCUGCAAGACACCACUGCCUUCGAAUAUCUGAAGAUGCUUGCCCAGCGGUUCAGGACCAUCAAUGAACGUGAAGUUCUGCAGGAGUGGCAGUCGUUCAACAUCCUUGUGACUUCAGGCAUUAUGAAGGACAAGUCCCAAUUGGAAGUCCUGCAAUUAAUGGCGUCAGGAUACGAAGAGCUGCACCUGCUGUACCCAAACCUCUCCCUCCUGGCUGCCAUUGCCCUCACCAUACCAGUGUCAAGUGUCAACUGUGAGAGAGACUUCUCAGCAAUGAAUAGGAUCAAGACAGACUUGCGGAACAGGCUGCAGGGCCAUUAGUAUAAAUGGACCACCAGUGGGACAGCUGAACUAUGGCAGGGCUCUUGAGUUGUUUUUUGAAACGCCAAGAAGGAUUGCGUGUAGUGACACCAUGUGCAAAAUGUGCCACAAGUAAAUCAAUCAUGUAAAUAGAAUAAAAUGUAAGUAGUCUUACAUACAGAAUGCAAAUAAAUGCAAAUAAAA
Molecule: messenger RNA, 2473 nt
Organism: Fundulus heteroclitus (mummichog)
Lineage: Eukaryota; Metazoa; Chordata; Actinopteri; Cyprinodontiformes; Fundulidae
Product: zinc finger protein 862
Exons: 8
Coding region: 1190-2290 (366 amino acids)
Molecular function (GO): protein dimerization activity
Source: RefSeq, a predicted model, not a curated record